UGUGAACGAAGCGUCAUAAAGGCACAAUGACAACGCGAUCUUCUUGCUUUAUUUAAUGCUAUGAAUGUCGAGACUUAGAGGAAAUUGUGACUACUGAACCAUAAGAAAUGGACGCUACAUCUCUAGAAGGCUUGGCUGAGCACUUUCAGCAAAAGUUAGAAAUGGUCAACACCAUCAUGGAUUUGAGAAGUGCUGACGAGGACGAUGAGGAUAGUUACCGGUCACAAGUGGUCAGCUUACAAACUGAACUGGACAACCUACAAGUGGUCAUAGCUUUAAUGCGGACAGAGGUUAAUAAACAAUCAACAAAGCUCAAGGACACAGAGUCCAUGAAGACAGAUAUGGAGAGACUGGUCUCUAAGCUGAAUCAUGCAGUUACUAAUAUCCCCACGAGGAUGCCAAAGCCAGCUCAGAAAGAAGCUCCUGUAGAAAUCAAAGAAAAGCCAACAGCGGCAACCACAAAAACAGCUACUGCACAAAGUAAGAAAUCAACCAACCAGGUAUCUUGUAAGGAAAACCAGCCUCCACGAAGUAACCAAUCAGGAGGAAGGAAACAGAAGAAUGUGUACAUACCAACUCUGGAGUACAUCACAGUGGAAGAAUUUGAAAAUGUUCCUAAGUAUAUCAAGGGACGCAUGACUUAUAACCAGGUCAACACGAUGAUGGAUGAAAUCAACAAAGCGUACAAGGAAAAAUACAAGAUCCUUGCCAUGAAACGAACAACACUUAGUGAUGUCAACAGAAAGCGUUACGAAAAGUUCAAAUUACAGGAAUCUAAAGAAACAACAGGGGAGCAUUUCAUUGUGGAUGAAGAUGUGAAAGAGUUCUCACAUAUAAAAAUGGACAGUGUGUACCGAUCUCUGUUGACACUUUUACGUCAUUGUGGUCGACUGAAGGAAAUUCGUGGAGGUGGACAUACUCGUUACGCAAGCAUUGAAGUGUACUGA
This is a messenger RNA of Ylistrum balloti, 947 nucleotides long. RefSeq names its product spindle and kinetochore-associated protein 1-like. The transcript has 6 exons. The record is from RefSeq and is a predicted model, not a curated record. Lineage: Eukaryota; Metazoa; Mollusca; Bivalvia; Pectinida; Pectinidae. Bases 108 to 947 code for a protein of 279 amino acids. Gene Ontology annotation, cellular component: outer kinetochore; mitotic spindle; spindle microtubule. Gene Ontology annotation, biological process: chromosome segregation; regulation of microtubule polymerization or depolymerization; cell division. Gene Ontology annotation, molecular function: microtubule binding.